AUGAUGAACGGAUGGGGUAGUGUUAUCACUAUCCUCGGAUUUUUUCAUCGUGAUUUAAAACCAGAAAAUAUCUUGUGUAAAGGUGUAGAAUUAAUUAAAUUAGCUGAUUUUGGUCUUGCUCGUGAACUUCGUUCUAGACCUCCUUAUACUGAUUAUGUUUCUACACGAUGGUAUCGUGCACCCGAAGUACUUCUUCUUGGAUGUAUUGCAGCAGAGCUAUAUACAUUAAGACCAUUAUUUCCUGGUAGCAGUGAAAUCGAUGAAAUGUUUAAAAUUUGUGCUGUUAUGGGUACACCAAAUAGAGAUGAAUGGGCUGAAGGAUAUAUGUUAGCAACUAAAUUAUCAUUUCGUUGGCCACAAUGUGCUCGAACAGAUCUUAAAAAAAUAAUUCAUAGUUCAAAUAGUGAUGUCAGUCAAGAUCUAAUACCAACAACAUAUUCACAAGCACCAACUGGAAAUAAUUCAUCACCAAUAAAUUCAGCAAGAUCAUCGGAAUCAAAAAAUAAUAUAUUUACAGAUGAUUGGCAAAUGGCUGGAAAUAAGACUCCAGCUGACCUUGAUGAUAUGAAAGAUUUAGAUGCAUUAUUAAAAGAAUUUGAAGAACCAAAAAAGCCUACUAUAAAAGCAAAUAAUCCUCAACCACAAAAAUUACCACCAUCAAAUAUAUCUUCGCAGAAAAAAUACGAAUCAUCUUUCGUAGAUAAUCGAAAAGGAAAUAUUUCUAAACCAAAUUUAUCUCAUAUACCUGAACAACAUCGAACAUCAAAUUUUAAAGAAUCAGCUAAACCAGCAGUUGAUCAAUCAUUUGAUAUUGAUGCGAUUUUACAAGGUCGAUCAAUUCAACCUCAACAGACAGGAAAAGGCUUAUUAAAUCCAAUAGGACCAUCAAAAAAUUCUGCAUCAUCAGCAACAAGAAGAGACAGUUUAACCGAUUGGUUAAAUGAAGAUCGAUCAACAACUAAAAAUCAAUCAUCAAAUUUAUUUUCAAAUAAAAUAACAACAAAUGUUUCUACUAAACCAACAACUCAUCUUGAUCCUGAUGAUUUUUUUUCUAACACACAUAGUCGAGAUCAAAGUGCGACGAGAGCACCUCAAUCAACAACGAAAUCAUCUGCUAAGCAAUAUUAUUUGGGUAACUCAAGGUAUAAACCAGGUAUUAAUCCUAAACAAACAGUACGUGGUGAUAAUUUUAAUUGGCUUAUGGAUCCAUCAGAUAAUAGUAAUUCAGCGUCUCGUGCUCCAAAAUUAUCGUCCUAUGCACCAACAUUUGGUGAACAAAGAAAACCAGCUCAACAAGCUCCUACAAUUUUCGGUGAUUGGGAUCGUCUUGGGAAAUGA
Messenger RNA from Adineta steineri, 1338 nucleotides. NCBI's taxonomy places the organism in Eukaryota, Metazoa, Rotifera, Eurotatoria, Adinetida, Adinetidae. The record is from the annotation of a GenBank genome assembly.